AAAACAAAUUUAAAAGCUAACAUUUUUAUUGUUUCAGCCUUUGUGUAUUAUCGGUGAUUUAACCAUAGAAUCCGAUAUUGAGCGAAUUAUGAUGUCAACAAUUGAGACCUAUGGAAGACUGGAUAUUCUGGUUAACAAUGCUGGUGUAUUAAUAGAGGACUCUGCUCAAAAUGGUUCUUUGGAAACACUAGAUUUAGUGUGGAAAACCAAUGUUCGUUCUGUCUAUCAUUUGACGAUGCUAGCUGUUCCUCACCUGAUUGAAAGUAAAGGUUCCAUUGUCAACGUUUCGAGCAUUGUCGGAAUAAAGGGAGUAAGUAUUGUGAACACAUCCAAGCAAGAUUAAUCUAGUGUAACCAUU
This is a messenger RNA of Limulus polyphemus (Atlantic horseshoe crab), 358 nucleotides long. Its product is annotated as 3-oxoacyl-[acyl-carrier-protein] reductase FabG-like. The coding region runs from base 89 to 343 and encodes 84 amino acids. The transcript has 3 exons. Lineage: Eukaryota; Metazoa; Arthropoda; Merostomata; Xiphosura; Limulidae. The record is from RefSeq and is a predicted model, not a curated record.